Molecule: messenger RNA, 8796 nt
Organism: Mercenaria mercenaria
Lineage: Eukaryota; Metazoa; Mollusca; Bivalvia; Venerida; Veneridae
Product: citron Rho-interacting kinase-like
Exons: 44
Coding region: 132-6932 (2266 amino acids)
Biological process (GO): mitotic cytokinesis; peptidyl-threonine phosphorylation; actomyosin structure organization
Cellular component (GO): cytoplasm; cytoskeleton
Molecular function (GO): ATP binding; protein serine/threonine kinase activity
Source: RefSeq, a predicted model, not a curated record
ACGGAAAUGAGCGGCUGAUUCAAAUAAAGAUGAAAUAAACAUUUGAAGUAGCGGUAAUACUGAUGUUUAAAUAUUGAUUACAGUCAUAUAGCCUUAUAUGGGAGUGUUCCAACUUCUAGAUAGAGAAAGAGAUGGAUGAUUCAGCCAUAGAAAGUCGCAUACAGUUGUUGGAUCAGCUGGUACAGAAUACAGUCGACUGUGAUGAUGAAUCUAUUGAGACAGCACUUGUGUCAAGGGAUGGACUCAUUGAUGCCUUACUUGUCUUGUUUGAAGAGUGUGGGCGGUACAAACACAACAAACAUGUUGUAGCUUUUCUGAAGAAAUAUGAGAGUACAGUGAAAGAGAUACGAAGAUUGAGAAUUCAGCUGACAGAUUUUGAGGUGAAGGAUGUGAUAGGACGAGGACAUUUUGGGGAGGUACAGGUUGUACGAGACAGACGUACAGAGACUGUGUAUGCCAUGAAAACAUUGAGGAAACAGGAAACUCUGGCACAGGCUGAGAUCUCAUUUUAUGAAGAAGAAAGGGAGAUAAUGGCACAUGCCACAAGUCCUUGGAUCACCAAGCUUCACUACGCCUUCCAGGACACUCAUACCCUCUACCUGGUCAUGGAAUUCCAUGCUGGUGGUGACCUGCUCUCUCUGCUUGGCAGACAUGAUGAUGUGUUUGAAGAGAAGAUGGCGAGGUUUUACCUUGCAGAAAUUGUUUUAGCUACACAUGAUCUUCAUCUAAUGGGAUAUGUACACAGAGAUUUGAAACCAGAGAAUGUCCUCCUAGAUUCAACAGGGCACGUGAAACUUGUGGAUUUUGGUUCAGCUGCAAAACUCUCCAUUGAUGGAUUUGUAUCCUCCAAGAUGCCAGUCGGUACACCAGAUUAUGUAUCACCGGAACUCCUCAAUUCUAUGAACAACGAUGUUAUGAACAGUUAUGGUGUCGAGGUGGACUGGUGGUCACUUGGUGUCUGUAUGUAUGAGAUGCUCUUUGGGAAGACCCCGUUCACUGAUGAGUCUGGAUCUAUGGUUGCAACUUAUUCUAAUAUCAUGAACUAUGAGGCAUUUUUGAAAUACCCACAGUCGACGUACAUAUCAUCCUCAGCUAAAAGCUUGAUGGACAAGCUUCUUACAGACACAGAUCAUAGACUGGAAUAUCAUCAAAUCAGAAAACAUGCUUUCUUUGAUAAGAUAGACUGGGAUCACAUCAGAAAAGAGACUGCACCAUUUGUCCCCCACCUGGAGAGUCUCGAUGAUACAUCCAACUUUGAGGAGUUUGAGAAGAUAAAGCACCCGCCAGUCUUAGAUGACCACACACAUGACAGGGAGUUCUCUGGCAAAGAUUUGCCCUUUGUUGGCUUUACUUACGCAGGGAGAAAAUCAACUGACAUCAAAAAGUCAAAGAACAGUAUUGAUAUUGAAUCAUCAGUAACAACAUGUAAGCGUCGUUCUGGUUCAGGCGUAGACCUGACGCUGACUGUGAAGAUUGCCGAGAUGAAGCGGCUUCGGGAGAAGUGUAAUACGUUGGAGGCGUCAGAAUGUACGUUAAAGUCGACCGUGGAGCAGCUCAAGCUGACGCUGGAAGACAAGGAGGAAUUGAUAGAGAAACUGGAGCAUGAGAGUCAGACGUACCAGCGAGAUCUAGAAAACUAUAUAGCUAAGACAAACCGUUUAAGCAAGCAGGUUGAAGUACUUGUAGACGAAAGAGUUGCCACGGAGAUGCAGACAGAGCAGAUGAUGGGUAAGAUAAAUGAAAUGAGCUCAGAAGCAAAACAAAUUGAAGAUGGACUUCAUCAACUGCAGCUUGAAGAAUUACAGGAUGUGAUAGCCCAGCUGGAAGAAGAGAAGGCAGCAUUAGUUAGGAAACUGUCGGGACGAGACAAACAGAUAACAUCUUACAGGGAACAGCUGGAGACCAGUCAACAACAUGCAUCCAAGCUACAGUUUAGACUGGACAAGGAGAGACGUAAGUCACGGGAUGACCAGAAGCGAGAUCUGGCACUGUUAGAGACGAGGGAAGAUACAUGGAAGAUCCAGGUUGAAGAUAAAAAUUCAGAAAUAACAGACCUCAACAAGAGAAUUGUGGAACUAGAAGAAUUACUGGAGGCUUACGAGACACAGGAGAGAGAAUAUAUGGAGAGAGAACAAGAAUUGAGAGAAAAACUGAAGCACAGAGAUAGUGAUAGAAAAGAUGUGGAUAUUCGUGUUAUGGUACAUACAUCACCAUCACCAAAGAAAGACAGGAGAUUCUCAGAGAAAAUAAGGGAACUAGAAGAUAAGAUUGAACAACAAGAAAGAGAGAAGACAAACUUAGAGAGGAAAGAAGAGGAUUUAAAAGAAACUGUAGAGAAACUGAGGAAUGAAUUGGAAGCUAAGGCAGAGAAAGCCAAGUUAACAUCUGAGAUGAAAGAAUCCAUUGCAAACCAAGUGCACAUGUACCAGGAAGAAGUUACACAGCAAAAGGAAGUUAUAAAGGAGUUGAAAGAGAAUGUGAGGCUGUGUCUGUCACAGAAUGAGGAGGAUAAAUCGAGUAGAAAUCACAGGCUGGAACAACAAGUCAAGGAAUUGGAAGAGCAGAUAGACAUUUAUCGUGAUGACAAGAAACGUCUGAUGUCAGAGGUCACUAAGUACAAACAGGAGAGCAAUGAUAAACAGUUCAAGGUCACUGAGCUGGAAAGGACUAACUCGAGACUGUCGUGUAAAAUAGAAAGAUUGGAACGACAGCUAGAGAGUGCCAGAGAGAAGGAAAUAGACCUCCGGUUAAAGAGAAAUGAGCUGUCAGAUAUCAGGAUUAAGCUAGCGGAGGAAAGGGUGGCAGAUAUUGAAAAGGAGAAAAUAACGCUUGAAGAAAAACUGAAAUUACUUACGGUUGAGCUGAAUGACCUUAGAGAAAAACAGACAGACUUGGAUGUGAAAGCUCAGUCUACAAACAGUAAAAUAAUGACAGAAAAUCUAGAUUUGAAAUUCAAAUUGGAUGAUGUAAAUAGGUGUGUAGAAAAGUUGGAGAAACAAAUAACAAAAUGUGAGAGAAACAUUGCUGAUUUAGAAGAGGAUAUUGCUAACAAAAACAAAGAACUAGCAACUUUUAAAACAGUUAAACUUGAAAAAUCUGAGCUAGAGAGGAAAGUUUCAGAUUUUGAAUUUGAAUUGAAGCAAAAGGACAGUAAAUUAAAGAAAAGUGCAGAAAAAGAUCUGCAGAUAUCAAAGUUGGAGAGGGAGAAAGAAAAUUUGAAUACAAAAUUGAAAAGUUUGGAAAAAGAAUUGGUGGAGGUAAAGAGUAAAGAGGCAUCUGGUAGAAGAGGGUCGAAAUUAGAAAACACAGAAGAUCUAAGACAAGAGAAGAAUUAUUUAGAGACGCGUGUUUCUACACUACAAAGACAGCUUGACACAGCUGAUAAGAAAGUCACAGAACUAGAGCAGAAACUUGGUGAUGCUUCACUAGCUAAAGACAAAAUACAAGGUUUGGAGUCUGAUGUUAAAAGGUUACGGCAAGAGAAGAUAGCAGUACAAGAGGAGCUACGUAAUGAGAAAUUAGAAAGUGAGAGGAAACUGAAAGCUCAGACAAACCAGAGGAGAGAUAUACAGGAGGCAGAGAACAAGUUAGAGAAGGAACGUGAUAAACAUGACUCAUUACUGGGAGAAUUAAGAAAAGAGUUAACAGAAUCCAAUCUAGCAUUGAGUGAGGCCCGGUCAUUGCUGUCUGCCACACAGAGACAGGAAAAACAGACACGAGAAUUCCUUGAGGGUGAAAUAAGAGAACUUAAACAAAGGAUAUAUAGUCUUGAGAAAGAGAAAGGGCUGCAUGAAGAUAAAUUGGAAGAUGAGAGGAAACUAUCACUUAAGGAACAGGAAGAUUUUCAGAGCUUGAAAUCACAGAAUGAAAGUCUUCUCAAAAAGUGCAAGGAUUUGGAGGAGAAGGCAUCAAGCAGUCAGAGAGAAGUAACAGCCAAUCUGAUGGCAAAGAAAUUGUUGAAGGACAGUUUGACGCAGAAAGAACAUGACUUACAGGUCGAAUCACAGAAAGUUGAGAAGUUACGUGGAAUUUGCAGUGAACUUGAAGCUCAGAUUAAGGACCUGGAGGCAAUACAGUCAGAGAACGAUAGUCGAGAAGCAGAAUGGAAUAAAAUGAGACUUACAUAUGAGAAAGCUUUGGAAGAGAGGGAAAAUGACCUUGAUGGGGCCAACCAGAGGUUAAAUGUGCUCAAACAAUUUAGACAAAACUCUCAGGAGGCCGCCCAGACAGUAAAGCAACAGUUACAGACAGCCAAGGACAAACACAAGUCUGACCUUGAUGUCCUUAACAGACAGUUAUCUCAGAUACGCAAAGAUACACAGAGAAAUAAUACCAGGAUGUCAGAUUUAGAGUCUCAGAAUUCCAAGUUACAGAUGAUUGUAGAACAACAGAAAACUGUCAUGGAGAAUGAUGCUACGGAAAAGAGAAGGCUGAAGGAAGAAAUUAGCAAAGUGCUUACGGAAAAUCAGGAGACAAAGACAAAGAGCAUUAAACUUCGUCAGAAUCUCGAAGAGGCAGUUGAUAAACUGGAGAUUAUAUUUGGAGAAAAGAUAGAUCUAGAAAACUUCACAGAGACUUUACAGGGUCUACAUUUCUUGGAGAAGUACAGGUUUGAGAGUACAAUAGACCAGCAGAUGAAACUGAUUGACUACCUACAGGAUCUCUGGCAGGAUAGUGUUCACAAGAAGAAGAAGGGAGGAAAGUUUUUUGGGAAGGGUAAAGAAGGAAUGGCCAACCUGCCAAUCAUGGGAGAUAUGCAGGGGGCACUAGAUCAGGAGUGUAAGAAGAACAAACAACUACAGGAACAACUAGAUAGACUGAGGGGUGAAAACUUUGCUCAAGCAAAUGAAUUGCUCAAGGUGAAGGGAGCUCUCAGAGAGAAGAUGGUAUCAGAGCCAGCAAGUAUGACUCCAACCAUCAAGGCCGCGGUGCAGGUGCUCAUACAGUCCCCUUCCAGUCAGAGCAACCCAGCCAACUCCCUGCUCACCCCUUGUGUGAAGAAGAAAACCACCCACUUGCUGGCCCCACCUGCCCCCACCCCUAAGAGGAUGCACCACAAGAUACCACACAGAUUUGUGAAUGGUCUGAAUACCAGGGCAACAAAAUGCAGUGUGUGUCUCGGUAGUGUACCCUUCGUAAAACAGGCUGCCAAAUGUCAAGAAUGUUCCAUGGUCUGUCACCCAAAGUGUGUUGCCUCGGUACAGGAAACGUGUGGUCUUCCUACAGAGUAUAUACGUCAUUUUACAUCUAUCAUGGACAAGGGAUCACCUAUGCCGAAAGAUGGCAUACUUUCACCUGCUAUUGACGAUGAGGAAGAUGAUGCUGAUAUAUUUAGAAUGAAAGGAUGGCUUAAAGUUCCUAAGAAGAACAGUAAACAGCCAGGCUGGGAGCGUCGUUGGUGCAAGAUGGAGGGGAAUAUAUUGUUAAUGUUUAACACAGACUACGAUGCCAACCCAGUAGAUACGUUUGAUAUCAAUCCACCAGAGACCGAUGUUACCAUACAUAGUGCUAUCAGUGCUGCAGAACUACCAAGCACGGCUUCUACAGACUUGCCGUACGCUUUCAGGCUUGAACAUGAACCGCUGACCACUUGCUGGCCAGGAAGGGUGUUGUAUCUGAUGGCGUCACGGUUCACAGAAAAACAAAGAUGGGUGGCAUGUCUAGAGGGAGCCAUAAGGAAUCUGCAGAAAGAUGAUAGUGUCCAUAGAAGAAAAAUACAGGUAACCAGUCUGUUAGAGUUAGCAGGAGAUAAAAGAUUGGAGCUGAACUGUUCUCUGUUACUGAGUAAACAGCUAACACUUCUUGGAGCAGAUGAAGGACUUUAUGCGGUCAAUGUGUACCGAAAUCCACCCGUCCUCACAAAACUGAACCAGUUUGACAGUGUAUACCAGUUAAAGUUUAUUCCACAACUCAGCCUCAUCAUUGCAAUAACAGGGAAAGAUCGUAAAGUGUUAACAAUAGACAAAAAGUUGAUACAGCUGAGGUUAGGACAGUCGACAGGUGAGGCAACGCAGCCAGUACCUCACAAUGUGGUAGAGGACGUGGUUGGAUGUACCGUGUUAGAUUGUGGUAUCUAUAGUGAUGCUGUGUACAUGUGUGUCGGCAUGACAGAGAAAGUCCUUGUGAUGAAGUACAAUAUUGAUCUCAGAAUGUUCUGUGUUAGAAAGGAAAUAACUAUAGAUGAACCAUGUAGUUGUGUUUGUAUGGCUGACAGUUUUGCCAUUGUUGGUACAGACAGAUUCUACAAGGUGAAUUUAGAUCAUCCCAGUCUUACAGAGUUUGUAGACAAAAAAGAUAACAGCCUUGCUUUUGCGGCAUUUGGGGCAGCGACACAUCACAGUUACCCCCUAGCUGUAGUUCAAGUCUCUCCAGAGGGUCUACCCUUAGAGUAUCUUCUUUGUUUCCAUGAGUUUGGCGUGUAUGUUGACUGUAAAGGACGACGAAGCCGACCAGCGGACAUGAAAUGGAGUUGUCUCCCUCUUUCUUUAGCAUACAGAGAGCCAUUCCUGUAUGUGACCUACUUCCACAGUAUCCAGGCUAUUACAGUCCCUGCUAGUAAAGAGGAUAUCAGAGGAAAGCAGACGUCAGUUGACCUUACAUGUCCAAGGUACCUUGGCUCUUCCCUUGAGCCAGGCUCGGUGUAUGUUGCAUCAAGUAGUGGUAUGACAACAGAGUUGCUCAGCUUGAAGGGAAAAGAUGGAACCUUUAUAGAACCAGUGGGCAAGGAAAAUAAAUCUGGGGUCCGAUCAAGUACAAGAAAACCGUCGAGCCAGAAGAGACCAAGUCCGUCCAAAGCCAGUACCUAUUCUUCAGCCAAGUACAAGUCUCCGAGAAUGUGUCGCCGUUUAUCACUGACAUCUAUAGACAGUAACAGCAGUGUGUCGUCUACAUCUACCGUGUCUAGUUACGGAAGUACACAAACAGAUGUCUGAACAGCAAAACUUUAAAAAAAAGAUGUUCUUGACUUUGCUAGCCUAAUAAAAAAUAAACCAUUGAUGUGGCCUAAUUGUACUACUCUUAUCAAUAAAAAAGCACUUGCUUCAAGAUCCAAUUAAUAUAACAAGUGUCUGAUAUGGAGAUAGUUGCAUUGACAUUUCACUAUUUUAUGGUUAGGGAUGAUAGAAUGCUUUAUCAUCUAAGGAAAUAGCAUAUCAGUUCCUGUAUCAACACUCAUUUCAGACGUUGUGAAGUGUUUGUAGUAUUGGUCAUGUUUUGUUAUUCCUAAACAGACCUGUCAGUUAUAUAUAAAGUGGUGUGACAAGGAUGCCACGUGGGGGGGGGGGGGGGAGCAUCAAGCGUUUAUUGAACGCAGCUCCUUGUUACUUCAGUCUUUGAUGACAGUUUAUAUUAUACAGACCUAUAUGGACUUUGUAGUGGGUUUGGGGAUGCAAAUUAGUUUUGUCUCUUGUCAAUGAAUGUUGUCAAUGGUAGAGAAAGCUUACAAUGGCUAAAUACAUGGAAUAGUUAAAAACAAAACACCAUUACUUCAUUAGUUUGAUAAGAAAAAUUCGGUUCAUGGUGGUUUGUGCACUUUUCAGCAAUAUUUUAAGAGUUUUGGUAUAUUUUGUUAAGAGAUUUAUUUAAGAAACAAAAAGACCCAUUACAAAGAGUUAGACCCCUAUAAAAAUGAAUAAUAUUGAUGCUUUAAAUGGAAAUUCGUAUUUAUGCCACCACUUGGAUAUGAAAGUAUUUAAAAAGCAGACUGUUCCUUUUUAUUUCAACAUAAUUUCUGGUUUUAGAUUUGCUUUUGAUAGAUUUUGGGUUAUUCCAACAAUCUAAACCAAAUUGCAAGUUUUAAAACAUUAUCAUUCAUGUAGCUUUCCGAUUCAUUUAUUUCCAAUUUGUUUUGGUUAAUCAGCAAAGGGAGGUAAUAAUAAGAUUCUAAUGAGUUUCAGUGAAAUUUAUUUGUAAAUGCAAAAUUUUAAUAAAAUAUAAUAUGAUACUUUUUAUAUUGUAUAAAUUCUUUAGCAGUGUAUGUUUUAAAUUUUAUGCUUCAGCUAAAAUAGCAUCUUGGUUGGGAAACCGAGAUAGGAAAACAAAGUUUAAAAUAACAUCCAGUAAAAAUCACUUGUAUUUAUAGUAGUCGCAAUUUGACCGCGAUGGUUGACCUUAGACUGAUUAUUCAUAUCGAUUAUUUCAUUGUAAAAAUAAGGGGUGCGUACUGUAGCCGUGCAUAUUUAUAUGGAAUUAGUUUGUACACAGUUCAGUAUCCAAAUAUAUAGCUCUAUACUUACAUUUGAUCAGUUAAAACUUUCCAAUACACUUAUUUAUAUUCACACAAAUUUAUGUUUCCAUUUUCUCGUGCAGCUCGUGUUUUACUUACACUCCUUUUCAAUAAUAGAUUGUGCCUUAUUAUGUAUUAUAAUACAAAGGUCAACCAUCGGGGUCAAGUUGCGUCCACUAUAACAAUCAGUGAACACAACUAAAGUGUAAAUGAUCAGUUGUUACCGUGAGUUUCAGACAAAUACAUUUCUUGACCAAAUUCUUACUAACCACAACAUGUAAUACUAUAAUAACAGGAAAAGGUUUCUUCUUAUUCAGCUGUUUGUCCCCAGGUCAUGUCUUAAAGACUUGUACAUCAUCCUCAUUAUUUAUUUUCUUUAUUUUGUAUAUAUGAUCAGUUCUUUUCCAUUCAUAAUGUCAUUCUGUAUUUCUUUCUAUCCUUUCCAUGCCAUGUAUUUUAUUUUGUAAAAUGAAAAUUGUUUUCACAACAUCAAAUUUUGUAUUACCUCAUUAACUUAUGUAUGGUAAAAUGUUGUCUAGCUUUUAUAAUCAUUAAAGACAAAAAAGGUCUUA